AUGAGUCAAGAUUGUGGAUUGUCGAAGAUUACAACGAAUAUAUACUACUAUGAUGAACUGAAAGCUAAGAAGAUUAUCACUUAUCCGAUAGGUCAUAUACCUAGAAAGUGUCAAAAUAAGAAUGGACUGGGACUUCCUUUAGGUAUUAUGAAGUUUCAAAAUUCUUUGGUAUCACUUAGUGAUGAGGAGUUCAAAAAAGUUGGUACUACUGACGAAUACGAAGCAGUUGCAAAUGAUCUGUUUAGAAAUCACAAUUAUUAUGUACUGGAAGGUAGUAAAUAUGGAUGCGACUUCAAAAUAUACGACAAAGAUCCAGAUUUUAAUCAUAGCAUUGCAUUAGUCCAUGUUGUAAUGGAACCUUUUGAAGUCUCAGUAGGUGAUAUGAUAUUAUGGCAAAGACUAGCACAUUCAGUAAAUAAGAAAAUGAUGAUUGCCAUGGUUAGUAAGAAAACCAGUUCUUGUAAUAAGGAUGAUUAUAUUAAAUCCAAUAACCUUAAUAAUAAAAGUAAUCACACAAAUUUAAGUGAUGUAGAAUUUAAUAGUAGAAUAGCUGAGGUUAAAAGUGAGAGAAAACUUUACAAACAAAUUAAUAUGAAUAAAAUAUGCCACUCUAAUGGUGAUAUCCAAUUAAUUGUUCCAAAAAAUAUUAACAAUACUGAUGAAAAUGACACAAGUUUGCAAAGUAACCAAAAUGAAUAUAAUGUGAUAGAUAGUCUAGAAUACGUUUGGGAAAUUCGAUAUUUUACAUGUGAAAAUAUUCCUUUGUCUACAUAA
Messenger RNA from Cryptosporidium muris RN66, 774 nucleotides. Its product is annotated as tRNA intron endonuclease, catalytic C-terminal domain-containing protein. The coding region runs from base 1 to 774 and encodes 257 amino acids. NCBI's taxonomy places the organism in Eukaryota, Apicomplexa, Conoidasida, Eucoccidiorida, Cryptosporidiidae. The record is from RefSeq and is a predicted model, not a curated record. Gene Ontology annotation, molecular function: tRNA-intron lyase activity; nucleic acid binding. The transcript has a single exon. Gene Ontology annotation, biological process: tRNA-type intron splice site recognition and cleavage; tRNA splicing, via endonucleolytic cleavage and ligation.